This is a messenger RNA of Myxocyprinus asiaticus (Chinese sucker), 4468 nucleotides long. Its product is annotated as nucleotide-binding oligomerization domain-containing protein 2-like. NCBI's taxonomy places the organism in Eukaryota, Metazoa, Chordata, Actinopteri, Cypriniformes, Catostomidae. Gene Ontology annotation, biological process: regulation of apoptotic process. The record is from RefSeq and is a predicted model, not a curated record. Gene Ontology annotation, molecular function: protein binding.
GUAAACGUACGUUACAAUUUUGCAAAACAAAUCAUUGUUCCAUACCUUAUAACAAUAAAUGGGAAAGGACUUGCGGAGGACAAUCUCAGUAUUCUGAAUCCUAUGUGUACAGUAGUACUGCAUGUUUGGGCAUGAAUGUUCCAGCCGUCACUGUCCUUAAGUUGCAGCUUCCUCCUGAAGGUUCAAUGGACUGCGCGCCUCUUUCACUUUCAGUUCGGUCAAUCAUUGCCGUAAAGUAGUGACCAGAAGACUCUAACGAUAGAGAAGUGUUUCCAAUUCCAAGGUAAUCAACAGACUUGGAAUGCAGAAUCACCACGGAAUAUCUAACUGAAAGAAACUUUUACAAUCGCGUGUUUCUUUCGCAUGUAUGUAUUAAUUUUGAGUUUCGACAAAGCUAGGUGCAUUUGCUAAUAAAUGAAAGUUUCAUUUAUGAAUAAUUUUCACUUAUAUUAUCAUGAAUGUUACAUAAGCUUAACCUUUAAAGUAGGGAAAGUGUCAAGUAGGUCAAACUGCCAGGAGCCAAUUUCGAGCACGUCUGGUAAGUCUGCGGAGUAUUUUUAUUCAAAGCCAUAUCAAUAAAAUGCCUGUUUAACUAAAAGUAUUGGUAUACACAAGUCUUAGACAUACCACGCAAACAUAUGGUUUCAAAUGAUAUCAGAUGCGUUGCCUAUACUUAAAAUAAGGAAAAUAAAAGGCGGGUACACAUCAAGUUUGACAAGGACGGCUUUUGGUCGAAUUAAGGAAAUGAGCUCCCUAAUUUACAAGGGUUGCUGGUCUUCUCGGUCUCAUCUCCUUUAGUUCACUUCUGAUUCAGACUGGUGGCUCUUAGUCAGGACUCCAAAAUUCAGUUUCAGUAUGAACGCUCAGCAGCUGGUCCUAAAACAGCGGGCAGAGCUUCUGGGAGCCCUGUGUGGUGGAGGCAGUGCUGAACCUCUGGACUGUGUUCUGGACCUGCUUCUGGCUUGGGAGGUUCUAAUCUGGGAUGAUUACCUAUGCAUACAUGUUGCUGAGAAACCUCUAUGUUCCAACACCAGACACGUUCUAGAUGUGGUCUGUGAUAAAGGAGAAGAAGCUUGCAGUCUUCUCCUGGCUGCAUUUAAACAGAUCUUGCCUGAGGAGCAGAAGGCUGGGCUGUGUUUUGGAAAAGGAUGUGUUGUUAUGGAGAAUUACAGACCAGCCACUGCAACUUCAGUAUUAUUAACUGACAGGCCAGUGAUAGUGAGAAAGCUCAGAGAUAAUAUUGAUGAAGCACUGAAUGUUUUAUUGACAACUGGCUGCUUUACUAUUAAAGACUGCGAUGGGGUGAAUCUACCUGUAUACACACCCUCACAACAGGUUCGAAUGCUGUUAGACCAAGUAAGGUUUAAGGAAACUGCUGCAAAGACCUUACUACUGUACCUAGAGCAAACAGAGCCCCCCAGACCAAAUCCUGAAGAUGAAGAAAUUCAACUUCCUUCUCCAGAAUGUCUGCUCUAUCAGAGGAAGCUGUGGAGCUCUGUUGCUGCACAGUCCCACUUCCUUAGCAUCUACGGCGGGACAGGAUGUUUCUCCCUGGAUGACAUUUACACCGAUGGACUUCUUGAAGUAAUGAAUGGCUCUGGUGAAACUACAACAUUAGGGCUGGAGGAUGUUGUGGGCCCUGUGGGAACUCUUAAUGAAGAUGCUGACACCGUGCUUGUGUCUGGGGAGGCAGGUAGUGGCAAAAGUACUUUGUUUCAGCGACUCCACUUGCUUUGGUCAAGAAAAGCCUUGCUCACAGACAUUGUCCUGCUGUUCCCCUUUAGUUGCCGCAAGCUGAACGCAGAGCACCGAGAGCUGUCUCUAAAAGAGCUCCUGUUCUUUCACUGCUGCUGGCCUGAUCGAGGGCAAGAUGAAGUUUUUCAGUUUAUCCUAGACCACCCUCAUUUAGUCCUCUUUACUUUUGAUGGGCUUGAUGAGUUUAAACAGGGUUUCACAGAUGAAGAACGUUACUGCUGCCCUACUCAGCAAGUACCUAUACCUAUAUUGCUUUUCAACCUAUUGCAAGGGACGCUAAUGAAGGGUGUUAUGAAGGUAGUCACCAGCAGGCCACAGGCUGUGGGCCCAUCGCUGAAAUGUUACCUAUGCAAAGAAGUGCUCCUAAAGGGGUUUUCUUCUGGGGGAAUUGACUGCUUUGUUAAGAAACAUCACAGUGAUCCUGCUAUGGCUAGACAUAUCAUAGAGUCCCUGCAGGGUAACACAGUGUUGCUAGGCCUUUGCCACAUCCCAGUCUUCUGCUGGAUUGUGACCAAGUGCCACCAGGAGCUUCUGGGUGGUGUGGAUGGCAUUCCUCAGACUAUCACCGAUGUCUACCUCCUAGUUUUACAGCAUUUCUUCCAGCGCAAGUCACCUCAUCCCCAAGGAGCUCUGGGAAAAGGCUGGUUGGAGGAACACUUGGGCACUGUGUUAAAACUUGGACAACUGGCUUUGGAAGGUCUAGAAGCUUCUUGUUAUGUGUUCUCAGGAUACGAGCUGCAGAGAAAUGGGGUCACAGAACAGGAUGUCAGUAUGGGUUUCCUCAUUUACUGCAAUGAUUUAUCUGUGACAGACUGCAAACAUUAUGAAUUUCUGCACAUCACCUUACAGAGUUUCUUUGCUGCUCUAUAUGUCAUUCUAAAUUGCAACAAUGAUCGUUCUGCUAUCCCCAAUCUCUUUCAGCCUCAGUAUAGGCAGCGGACUCAUAUGUGUCUGGGACACUGUAUUGAUUCUUCAGUAGAGGAGGAGGUGGAAUCCAACAUGGCAGAGAUACCAAACCUCCAGAUUACAGCUCAGUUUGUGUCAGGUCUGUUAUCAAAUCGGCACCAUAAUCUCCUCCUUGACUGCUGUCCUGCUGCUCUGCGAGAACGUAAGGUCAAGCAAGUAGUCAAAUCCUUGUCUAAGGGGAUGCAGAGACAUUUCAAGUCCAUUCCUCAUCCUGUAGAGGGUGAAAAGAAGAGCAUGCAUGCCAUGCCAAGUUUUGUUUGGCUAAUUAAAUGUAUCUAUGAAAUGCAAGACAACACAAUUGCUCAAGAUGCCAUGGCUAAGUUGGAGGUUGAACACCUAAAGCUCACCUAUUGUAACAUUGGACCUGUGGCGUGUACUGCAUUGACAUAUGUGCUGAGACAUCUGCAGAAUCCUGUUGGCCUCCAGCUGGACAACAAUUCUGUUGGAGACGUGGGCGUGGAGCAACUUCUUCUAUGUCUACAUACCUGUCACUCACUCUAUUUAAGGAACAAUAAUAUAUCAGAUGCAGGAAUCCGGAAACUUGUGGAAAAGGGAGUAAACUGUGAAAGCUUCCAGAAAAUAGCACUUUUCAACAACAAGCUUACAGAUGCUUGCAAACACUUGGCUAGGCUGCUGAAAACAAAGCAGAACUUCAUCUCUUUGAGACUGGGAAAUAACAACAUCACAUCACAGGGGGCAGAGCAGCUAGCUGAAGGCUUAAGCUGCAACCAGUCUUUGCAGUUCCUGGGGUUAUGGGGUAAUAAAAUUGGGGACAGAGGGGCUGAGGCAUUGGCAAAAGCUCUGAUGAAUAACACAUCGUUAAUAUGGUUCAGUCUGGUGGAUAAUGGUGUGGGCAGUGCAGGUGCAUGCGCUCUGGCUGAACUUAUUAGACAAAGCAAAACUUUGGAGGAAUUAUGGCUAAACAAAAACUGUAUCAGCAGGAAUGGGGAUGAGUGUCUCAUAGAAGCACUGAAAAUAAACUCUAGUGUUAAGGAAAUCUGGCUGAGAGGAAAUAAACUGAGCCCAGAGGAAGAAGAGGAGCUGAGCAAGCAAGAAAGCAGAUUGACCUUCUGAGGGCAAGAAUACUUUGUAAUGCCUGCCAAAAACUCUUUGAUUCAAUUUGCAUUAUUUUCCUUUUAAAGUCUCAGAAGCACAGGUAGCGAAGGAGUAAAUAAUCAGGGGUACUAAUCAGGUCUCAAAGCACAGAAGGGACUGGUGCACUUGUCAGGUUGUAUUCCACUUUGCAUUUACUCUACAAAAUGUGCAAUGUUUCAUAUGUUUUAUUUUUGUAUUUUAAACGCAAAGUUUAUUUAAGGGUCUGUUACACUUUUAAGGUGGAUUUGUUUUAUUUUUUUAUUAUUUAAAUCCCUUUGAUUUAAUUAAAUCCUCCCAAUACCUAUAUUUACUUGCAUAAUAGCUAUAGUUUUAUUUGUUUAUUCAUUUUCACACAAAAAUCUACCAUGGAAGUGGAACACUUACAGUAUUGUUUACAGAUCAAGAGAUUCGUUUUUUAUCUAUGUGUAAAACAUGCUGCAAAAAUAACAAGCAAAUAUAUUUUCUGUUAAAUAUAACUUAAACGCAUCUAUAUUUGCAGUAUGUACUCAGAUUUAUAUGUGUAAUAAACUGUAAUGUAUAGCCUGUCACACAGUCAGCCAGUUCCUCAAACUUCUCAGCCAAACUACUGGAAAACCCCAAAAGGCGGGGCUUAAUAAAAGACAAGCGAAACGACCAAUCAGAACCCCAUGUG